Messenger RNA from Panicum virgatum (switchgrass), 729 nucleotides. RefSeq lists its product as uncharacterized. The record is from RefSeq and is a predicted model, not a curated record. The coding region runs from base 27 to 416 and encodes 129 amino acids. The transcript has 3 exons. Lineage: Eukaryota; Viridiplantae; Streptophyta; Magnoliopsida; Poales; Poaceae.
GAGAGAGAGAGAUAGGGCUAUUGGGGAUGGCGGCGAUUCGAUCGGUCCUGGCGAUGGUCGGCCGCCGUAGCUGCGGGUCUUCUGGUUCCACGGCGGCCGCGUCCUUCGGCGGAACAGGGAUGGAGAUUCACCAAGUCUUCCGCCACUCGGCGCCAAGGACGCCGCCGCUGCCGUCUCUUCGCCCGGCUGGACAUAGCCUCGAGAGCUAUCGGCGUUUCUCAACUGGGGGUAGGGUGCCAGCAGAUGAAGCUGAGAAUGGUCUGCGUAUGUGGUGGCAUCGGUGCAUGUACCGGAUUAAAAAUGCUGAUCUAGAACAGAGGAGCAAGUUCUUGGUUUGGUAUUCAACUUUUGUUUUAGUGUCAACGACCUGCUAUAUGAUGAAGACAAGGAAGGCCCUCCGUCGCAUAAAGAUAUAGUGAAGAACCAAGACUGCAUCAAGCUGUCGGCUUGAUUGCACUUUCGUAGUUGGUGCUAUUUAUCCUAGUAUCCUAGUAAUCCCUUCGUUGACUAAUAUGUUAAUUUUACUGGCAAACAUCUGUAGCAUAUGACCAGAGUUGAUCGAUGUAUUCUCGUGCAAUGUUUAUGGUCGGAUGACUUGUAAGCUGUCGGCUUGAUUGACCUUUCGUAGUUGGUGCUAUUUAUCCUAGUAUCCUAGCAAUCCCUUUGUUGACUAAUAUGUUAAUUUUACUGGCAAACAUCUGAAGCAUAUGGCCAGAGUUGAUCGACGUA